AUAUUGACCCGGAAGUAUUUCUUUUAUCUACUCACAUGUGGACUGCGAUUUUUAACACUGACGGGAACGUGCUUACUGUGUUGUGAUACAACCAGGAUAGACAAGCAACUAAUGAAACCCACGAUGCCCUAAACAUAGAAUUCUAUACAUUAUUCAAGUUAGCAUUUCGACAGUCGUCAACUUCUGUACUUACCGCAUGUAAUCGUUUGUAUGAUGGAAAAUUUAGAACUGAGCUUGUCAUCAUUGGGUACAAUCUCAAGGCAUAUUGAGAAAAGUCACAACGAACUCACCAAGUAUUUGACUAAGCAGAUAUGGAGCCAGCAAGACAGGCAAUGCAUUUUGGGGUGUUUAGCUCAUCUCCUGUUAGAGAAAGAGUACACGCUGCUGAUUGCCCGUCACUUGCGGCCUUUGAUUCUGGAUCUGUUGGAGAGGAAUGCCGAGAGAGUCAAAGCAGAUGGCCGGCUGAAUCAUGAUUUACAUGAACGCUUAUGUGUGGCUCUCAGCAAGCUCCUGAACUUCAAUCCUGACGCACAAGCGUUUGCCACAAGAUAUUUCAGCACUGCACCCCCAGUUUUCCAAAGGCUCUACUUCACAAGCGAGGAGUCAUCAUCCAUCCAGUAUGGACCCCGGCGGAUGAAGCUGCGGGACUUGAUGGGGGCCACCCUGCAUUUCCUCCAGAGUGACUGUGCCAAGUACAGAGUCCUUUGGGACUGGAGCGCUUGUGUGUCUCAGCUGUUCACCAGUGAUGUUAUGGUCCGCUGUUACACCACACAGUGCCUGGCCUUGGUAUCCCACAUGACAGACAAUCAGAAAACAAUCUUCCUGCGAAAGGUCUUGUCAAGUGAAGAAAUUCUCCAUCUCAAAAUGAAGUCACUUGAGGAGAUGCAACAAUUGGAGGUAGAAAAAGUCCUUGUAUUGGCUAAUCAAGGUUCUGUUAUGUGGCGCAAAGAAAAGGCUAAUCGAUACACUCGAGGCCAGGUGGUGUCUGAGGACCUUUCCCAGAAUGUUGUGGCUGUCUGUGGAGUGGUGUUGCCCAAGAUGAAACAACAAACUGAAGAGCCGAUCUUUUUGAAGGAUUUGGUUCUGGUGGAUUCAACUUGUCGGAACCUGCGGAGACUCUCUAUCGCGGUAGCCUCACAGAAAGCUGUGCUGUUAGAAGGUCCCAUCGGUUGCGGUAAAACCACCCUUGUGAAAUAUCUUGCUGCUGUGACUGGGCAUGUGAAAGCCCCUGAAAUCCUCAAAGUUCAACUGGGAGAUCAAACCGACAGCAAGAUGUUGCUUGGCAUGUACCGAUGUACAGACGUCCCCGGGAAGUUUGUGUGGCAGCCUGGCUCUCUGACACAAGCUGUUUCAAAGGGCUACUGGAUCCUGCUGGAAGACAUUGACCACGCUCCUCUUGAUGUGAUAUCCGUACUACUUCCUUUAAUGGAAAACAGGAAGUUGACAAUUCCUGGACGGGAGGACUGUAUCCAAGUGGCACCUGGCUUUCAGUUUUUUGCAACAAGAAGGAUGUUCUUCAGCGGUGGAAGCUGGCACAGGCCCGCAAGCACUCACGCAGCACUGCUGGACAAAUACUGGACCAAACUGCAGAUAGGGAAUAUGCCCAGAGAAGAACUCAAGCAGGUUUUGGUGAAGAGGUAUCCAAGCUUAACCGUGGUGGUGGAUCGCCUGCUGGACAUUUACUGCCAGCUGACCGGAGACAGACACACCGGUCCAGCCGCGGCGGGAGUUGGUUCCAGUCUACAGGCGAUGGAAGUGGAGCAGCACAGGCCGGAUGAUGGGGCGGCAGCCCUGGAGGGCAGGGGACUCUCUCUGAGAGAUCUACUGAAGUGGUGUGAGAGGAUCUUCGACAACUUUGACAACUCCUCAUCUGCCACUGCACAGAAGGUCUUCCUGGAGGCUCUGGACUGCUUCACCGCCAUGCUCUCCAAACCUGAGAGCAGACUGAGGAUGGCCGAGGUCAUCGGCUGCAAGCUCAACAUCUCCAAAGAGAAGGCCCAGCACUUCUGCCAGAUGUACCAGCCGGGCAUCAGCCUGACGGAGCUGGAUGUGACUGUGGGCAGGGCCACGGUGGAGCGGAAGCAGAGCGAAGUGGUUCGUAUCAUUGUAGAGAAUCAGACCUUUGCUGCCACCCGGCCCUCCGCCGUGCUGCUGGAGCAGCUGGCUGUGUGUGUCACCAAGGGGGAGCCCAUCCUGCUGGUAGGAGAGACAGGCACGGGCAAAACCUCCACUGUGCAGUACCUGGCGGGUCUGACAGGGCACCGAUUGCGGGUUAUAAACAUGAAUCAGCAGAGCGAUACAGCUGACCUUUUAGGAGGGUAUAAGCCAGUAGACCAUAAGCUGAUUCUGCUGCCCUUGCGCGAGGCGUUCGAGGAUCUGUUUGCCCAGACCUACUCCCGCAAGCAGAACCUGACUUUCCUGGGCCACGUGCAGACCUGCUUCAGGAGCAAGCGUUGGCAGGACCUGCUCAAGCUCAUGGACCACGUCUGCAAGUCUGCUCUCACUAAGGAGCUCCACGACAAACCUAAUGCUUUGUUGCAGGAGCAGUGGGAGGUUUUGUCCCAGAGGCUGGUUCAGACGCAGGAGCAGAUCAGGGCAUGCGAAUCUGCGCUAGUCUUUGCCUUCGUGGAGGGAACGCUCGCCCAGGCGGUGAAGAGAGGAGAGUGGGUGCUGCUGGACGAGAUCAACCUGGCUGCAGCAGAGACUCUGGAGUGCUUGAGCGGUCUUCUGGAGGGGAGCACAGGAUCUCUGGUGCUUCUGGACCGAGGCGACACCGAGCCGUUGAUGCGCCACCCAGGCUUCCGCCUGUUUGCCUGCAUGAACCCCGCCACCGACGUAGGCAAGAGAAACCUGCCGCUUGGGAUCCGGAACAGGUUUACUGAGCUGUUUGUGGAGGAGCUGGAAAAUGAAUCGGACUUGCGCAUCCUUGUAGCAGAUUACCUGAAAGGCCUUAAUUUGAGCAAGAGUGUCAUCAAUGGAAUCAUAAGCUUUUACCUCACGAUUCGUGAGGAGGCCCACACCCACCUGGUGGGCGGCACGGGUCAGAAACCACACUACAGUUUGCGCACACUCUGUCGUGCUCUCAAGUAUGUCGCUGCCAACCCCUGCUACAGCAUCCAGCGCUCCCUCUAUGAGGGCUUCUGUUUGAGUUUCCUGACACAGUUGGACCGCUGCUCCCAUCCCGUGGUGCAGAAACUGGUGGUUCAGCACAUCCUCGCAGGAAAUGUGAAGUGUUUGAAACAGCCAAUCCCAGAGCCCAAGGACCGCCGCUGUGUGCUGAUGGAGGAGUACUGGUUGUCUCAGGGGGAGAUGGAGCCGGCGGUGGACCCUUUCUACAUCCACACUCCAGCUGUCAAACUCAACCUGCGGGACCUGGCCAGAGUGGUGUCUGCUGGUUCCCAUCCGGUGCUAAUCCAGGGGGAGACGUCUGUGGGAAAGACGAGUCUCAUCAAGUGGGUGGCGGCUGCUACAGGCAACCAGUGUGUGAGGAUCAACAACCACGAGCACACUGACAUCCAGGAAUACCUCGGGUGCUACUCCUCCGACGACAGUGGGAAGCUCAUCUUCAAAGAGGGUGUUCUGAUUGAUGCCAUGCGAAAGGGUUACUGGAUCAUUCUGGAUGAGUUGAACCUGGCCCCCACGGAUGUCCUGGAGGCUCUUAACCGUUUGCUCGAUGACAACAGGGAGCUCUUUGUGGCAGAGACACAGGAAGUAGUGAAGGCUCAUCCCAGAUUCAUGCUCUUUGCCACUCAGAAUCCUCCAGGGCUCUACGGUGGCCGAAAGGUGCUGUCAAGGGCCUUUAGGAAUCGCUUUGUUGAGCUCCAUUUUGAUGAGCUGCCCAGUGCUGAGUUGGAAACCAUCCUGCACAGGAGAUGCAGCCUUCCCCCGUCCUACUGCACCAAGCUGGUGGACGUCAUGCAAGAACUUCAGUCAUUGCGCAGGGGCUCCAGUGUGUUUGCGGGGAAGCAUGGUUUCAUCACUUUGAGGGACCUGUUUCGCUGGGCGGAGCGGUACCGGCUUGAAGAGCAGACGGAGGCCUCUCGAGACUGGUUGCAGCAUUUAGCUGAUGAUGGAUUCAUGCUGCUAUCAGGACGAGUCAGAAAACCAGAGGAAGUGGAGACCAUCCAGAACAUUCUAGAAAAGCAUUUUAAGAGGAAAGUGAAUCCAGACGUCCUGUUCUCACAUGAACCUGUCAUCACCCAGUUCAGUCCCUUAAUUGACAGCAUAGCUGGAGUUCCUGAGGAGUUUGGUCAUGUGGUCUGGACCCAGGGCAUGAGGAGGCUGGCGGUGCUUGUAGGUCGAGCGCUGCGGUUUCGAGAGUCUGUUCUGCUGGUGGGAGACACGGGGUGUGGGAAGACCACAAUCUGCCAGCUGUUUGCCACUCUGGCCAGCCAGAGGUUCUUCUCGGUGAACUGCCACUUACACAUGGAGACGUCCGACUUCCUGGGCGGGCUCCGUCCAGUCCGCCACGCCGGCGCCGCUGAGGACGGCCGUCUGUUCGAGUGGCACGACGGACCUCUGGUCAGGGCCAUGAAGGAGGAGGGCGUGUUCCUGAUGGACGAGAUCUCUCUCGCCGACGACUCCGUCCUGGAAAGGCUCAACAGUGUGCUGGAGACGGAGAAGAUGCUGGUGCUGGCAGAGAAAGGCAGCGGUGACGAUGACGACGUGGAGCUCAUCACCGCAGGGGCCAGAUUCCGUCUGGUUGCUACCAUGAACCCAGGGGGAGACUUUGGGAAGAAGGAGCUCUCCCCUGCAUUGAGGAACAGGUUCACAGAGAUCUGGUGUCCCCAGUCCAACAGUCGUUCAGACCUGAUGCUGGUAGUCCAGCACAACCUGCGCUCGGGCCUGUCUCUGGAUGAGCAUGACCAUCAAGGGAAAGACAUUGCUGAGCUUAUGCUAGACUUCAUCGAGUGGCUGACCAAUCAGGACUUUGGGCGGCGCUGCAUCCUGAGCGUGCGAGACAUCCUGUCGUGGGUGAACUUCCUGAACCAGGUGUGCGAGCGGGACGCGGAUGGCUUCAUGACCAUGGGGGAGGAUGAGGAGCAAGACGAGGUGGAGUGGGACCUUCGUCUGAAUACGGUCACAGCUUUCAUCCACGCUGCCUGCCUGGUGUACGUGGAUGGAAUUGGCUCAGGUACCACUGUGUCGGCAGCAGAUAACUGUCUGGCGGCCCGGCAGGCCUGCAUGGACUUCCUGAAGCAGAGACUGAGCAGAGACACCGAGCUGGAUGAGGAGAUACGGGACGCCCUCAGAAUCUACGACACCAGCCUCCACCGAGAGCCAACCUGGGGAGAAGACUUCUUUGGCAUCGACCCUUUUUACAUCCCCAUCGGUCCUGAGAGUGAGAGCAGGAACCUGACCGACUACACCCUUGCGGCGGGCACUACUGCCAUGAACGCCCAGAGACUCCUGCGGGCCCUGAAGCUGCAGAGGCCCGUCCUGCUGGAGGGCUCCCCUGGCGUGGGCAAGACCAGCCUGGUGGCAGCUCUGGCCAAAGCCUCAGGGAACCGCCUCAUCCGGAUCAAUCUGUCUGAACAAACAGAUGUGACCGACUUGUUCGGGACAGAUCUGCCAGUGGAGGGUGGCAAAGGGGGGGAGUUUGCAUGGAGAGAUGGCCCUCUAUUGGCAGCACUGAAGGCUGGCCACUGGAUUGUCCUGGAUGAGCUGAAUCUGGCCUCUCAGUCUGUGCUGGAAGGACUGAACGCCUGCUUCGACCAUCGAGCAGAGAUCUACAUCCCAGAGCUGGGCAUGAGUUUCCAGGUGCAGCACGAGAAGACCAAGAUCUUUGGCUGUCAGAAUCCCUUCACACAGGGCGGAGGUCGCAAGGGCCUCCCAAAAUCAUUCCUCAACAGGUUCACCCAGGUAUAUGUGGAUCAGCUCCCCAGUGAAGACAUGGAAUUUAUCGGGAGUUCCAUCUUCCCAGCGAUCGAUAAACAAAUAAUCUCUAAAAUGGUUCAGUUCAGCAACAGGCUGGUUCAGGAGGUCAGUGUGGAGAGGAGGUGGGGACAGAGAGGGGGGCCUUGGGAGUUCAAUGUGCGUGACAUCUUCCGUUGGUGUCAGCUGAUGCAGGCUGACCAGUCACCUGGCUUCUUCAACCCAGGGCAGCAUGUGGGGCUGGUGUAUGCUGACAGGAUGAGGACUGAGGCAGAUAAGGCCCAGGUGCUGGCUACGUUCAGAAAGGUGUUCGGUGCCGACUUUGAGCCCUACACGGGUUCCCGCCAGUUUCAUAUAACACCACUCAAUCUCCAGGUUGGCUUCUCUGUGCUCACUCGCAGUGGGGGGGCCCCUGUGGCCCUGGACCCGCCCCUGUCCAUCACCCACCACGCGCUGCGUCCUCUGGAGUCCCUGAUGAAGUGUGUGGAGCGGGGCUGGAUGGCCAUCCUGGUGGGCCCCACGGCCAGUGGGAAGACCAGCCUGGUGCAGCUGCUGGCCCUGCUGACGGGCCACCGCCUGCGCGUCAUGGCCAUGAACAGUGCCAUGGACACCACCGAGCUGCUGGGGGGCUUUGAGCAGGUGGACAUCAUCCGACCCUGGCAGCAGGUGCUGGAGAGCGUGGACUAUGUGGUUGCCAUGGUGACACGGCGGGGGCUGAUGUCACUGGACGGAGCAGUGCAGGACACUGAGUUUCUUCUGAGCACAUGGGGGGCUUUCCGCCGCUGGCUAAAGGAGGAGGGGCUUGACCGCACAGAGGGAACAGUCACCUUUGAGGCCCUCAACAAACUGGAGGUCAUCAUUGUCCUCUUGCAGAAGCUCAACACCAAGCUGAAGGUCUUCAUAGACAUGUCCAAGCUGCAGAUGGACUUCACCCUGCUGAAGGAGCGUCUGGCCCAGAUGCAGGACGGCUGGAGCCACGGAGGCUUCGAGUGGCUGGAUGGCAUGCUGGUGCAGGCGCUGCAGGCGGGGGACUGGCUGCUGAUGGACAACGUCAACUUCUGCAGUGCGUCAGUGCUGGACCGUCUAAAUGCCCUGCUGGAGCCUGGUGGUUCUCUGACCAUCAAUGAGAGGGGAGUCAUCGACGGGACGACCCCCAGCAUCACGCCACAUCCCAACUUCAGAUUGUUCCUGGCUAUGGACGCCAUUCAUGGGGAGAUCUCCAGAGCUAUGAGGAACCGGGGAGUUGAGAUCUACAUUCCUGGGGAGCACGAGGCGUUGUGCUGGGAUACCCUGGACCUGAAGACCCUCCUGCACACCGCAGGGGUCAUCGGAGACUGUGUGUGUGACCUGCUCAUGUCCAUCCACUCCGAGAUCAAAGCCACUAUCUGGGAUUCCCCAGCAUCCUCGGUCUCGUCCCUGUUCCAUGCCGCCACUCUGCUGUCCAGCCAGCUGCAGAGAGGAGUGGACCUGCCCAGCGCUCUGCUGCAGGCCUGCGGGGAGGCCUACUCCCUCAGCCAGCGCACCACUGCCAGCCAGAAGCUGGCUCAGGAAGUGAUUGAGCGACAGCUGUCAGUGCUGGACACGGAGGACUGGGGGAACGGGCUGCUGUGUGCUGGCGUCUGGCCAGACAGCGUGCCCUCUGCUCUCUUCUCCACCGAGGACUCCUGCUUCUCCAACGUGCUCAGGGAUGGCCAGGUCCUGUCCUUCUGCCUCAACAGCCUCAACUUGCAGGGCAAAAGGAGUCGACCACUAAGCCUAACUGACCUCCAGAGGGCCAUGCAGAUCGGAGUGCUGCACGAGGGCCAAGUCUUUACAGGCACCGUGGGUGACGUGGGCGCUGAGGACGCCAUACAUCUGCUUCCCACGGCCGUCCGAAUCCUGACUGAGCGAGCCUCCCACAGCGACUGGAUCCUCCGCACCACAUGGCUCUCGCACCUCACCAAGAGCUUCAAACAUGCACCAGAUGCGGUGUUGCUGCAACUGGAGACCGGUAACAGAGCUCUGAAAGCUGUGUUCGGUAGUAAGCUUGCCGGGAAGGGCAAAAGCCUCACAGAACUGCUACAGCCACAUAGCACAGAUGACUACAGGAUCAUGGUAGACAUGCGAUGGAACAAACAGUACCUGGACAUUCUAGCCAACACGUGUAACUUUGAGGAUGAGGAAAGAUACAUGGAGUUCAUGGAUGCUCUGAAUGCGGUUGCAAACAGGAUUAUUCUACUGAUGGACAGAGAGGAGAGGGCAGCCACCGGAGCCUUGGCAGGAAACGCAUCUCCACAUAACAGCGCUCUGAGACUAGCCACAGCCUAUUCAAAAGGCUCAAUGGACAUCAGCCACCUGCCCCACCCCGUGCUGGUCCACCUGCGCUCCUUCUUUGACCAGUGGGACUCCUUUGUGCUGCAGGCUCUGCAGACCGGCCAGCCAUACAUCUCCGAUCACCUCAUGUUUGAGAUCCUGCAGCUGCUCCAGUGGAGGGAUCGUUUCUGGCACGUGUGUAACUCUCUGGCGGCCGACACACGGGGAGUGUGUGUUCUGUCACUGCACUGGCAGUGGGUCCACAAACACCUCAUCCUCAGGCUGCCCCAGCUACUCAUGGGAGAUGGAAACUAUGAUGGUCAGCAGGAGAUGCAGGCAAUCUCCACAGCCAUCCAGAACACGCUGUCCAGCUCCGCCUCCGUGGCCUCUGCUCUGAAAGGCAUUCAGAAGACCUUAGGAAAACCACUGCCAUUCAAGUUGGACUCAGUAGCCGAGUGUGCCUCUCGAUUGCGCGUCCUCACCAAGGCCUUAAACGUGGAGGAUCUGCGGCUGGACAGCUCAUCAUCACUAUGGAGACAGGAAAUGGCACGUCUUCAGGGAGCUGUGUUGGGGCUGGACUCCAAGGAGAGUCUGCUGGAAGCUUUAGGCCUGGUCCUAAAGGCAAACCACCAGUUGGAACCACAGCAAUCAGGAGUGCUGGAGAGGUUGGUUUCCUGUGUGGAACAGCAGCAGAGUCACUUGGCCUCCUGCGGUGUGCUGGAUUCUGGCUCCGAGGGACGACACGAGGACGACGGCGCCCCACCCUGCCGGGAGGUCCUACAGCAGCUGGCACGCAGGGCGCAGCUCUGGCCAGUCCUGGAGCAGCUGGCUGUCCUCAACCAGCUGAGGGUCACAGCAGACCUGCUGCAGCUCUCAAUCUCACCUGGGGAUGGAGAGACAGUGAAUGCGGUACGCAGUGGGGUCUCCCAACACCUCCGCUUCUGUCUGCAGUCCACCCCCAUCAACAUCCGUCAGCUCCAUCCACUCUGGUUCCUGCUGAGCAGCGAACGGCCUGUGGAGGCACUGCAGUUUGUGUGGUGUGAGCUGCUGUCUGAGGUACUGGUGGCGUUCUGGAGUAGCAGUGUAACCACUAACCCGGAGCGCUGGCUAAAGUGGAACCCCCUAAGCCUCGAAGAGCAAAAGGCCACACGCUCCCUGCUGAGUCCAUCUGAUACGGGCCCAGGAAUGCUGAGUCGAGCAGUUUGGUCCAAAUGCAUGCUGGGAAUCUUGAGCAGCAGUGACACAGGUUGCCGGUGGGACCCCACAGGGACGUCCUUCCUGUCCUCGUCUCGAGUCACACUGGGGGAGUGGAGAGAGAGGACAUCUCAGCUCCAGGACCUCCGGGCGGUACUGUGGGACAGCAUGGCUCUCCCAGCACUGGCUGAAUUUAGGCGAACGGACAGCAGACUGCAAGGGCUGGUCCUACGCAAGCAGCUCCACUCUCUGUCUGACCUACUGCCUCCAGGCCUUCAGGAGAGCUACGCUGAGAGUUGUGAGAACCUCACAGACGGACCAGACCCCGUCACAGCUGCUCAGGACGUCCAGGCUGCCCUCAGGGAAGGCCUCCCUGAAAACCUGCUCCCCGAGGGGUUCCUGGACACCCUCAUCACCUGCAUGCAGCAGUUUGUGCAGAACCAGGUCCACAGCUCAGUCCAGAUGGCGUGGUCUGGGGUGUUCUGGGUGAACAUGGGUCUUCUGCAGAUCCAGGUGUGGACGCCUCAGACCAUUUUCGAUCCUGCCGUGAAACGAGCCUACAAGCUCAGUUAUGCCAAAGAGGAGCUGGCUUUGCUACAGGAGGAGUGGAGGGGGCGUAGCUUGUCCUCCCAUCUCCUCACAGGAGUGGGCCUGGAAGAAAGCAGCACCACAGAUGGUUUCCAGCACCCCCGCAUCAGGUACCUGUGGAUCCGCAUGCAGCAGGUGGACGAGCAGAUAUCGGAGCUGUCCAGGAAGCAGGCCUGCCGCCCCAGUGAGCCGCAGUAUGGCCGCCUCUACCAGGAGCUUCAACACUACCUCUGCAGCAUCGGCCAGCCAGCCGCUGUCCGUGACCUGCUGUCCCACCUGUUGAAGGCCCUGCAGGGGCCGGGGCCCAAAUCCCGGAUGGGGAUCCAGAGCUUGCUGAAGGAGGAGGCAGUGUGGCAGGCCUCCCAGCAGCGCUUUGCCCAGAGGCUGGCCGAGGAGUACCCACUGUACCCGGAUGUCGUCGGGCCUCUGCGGGCAGCUAUUCUGCAGAUCCAGCAUGGCAUGAGGCUGGUGGCAUCAACCGUGUCCUCCUCCCUCACGUCAUUGCCAGGGCUGCCCAAGCUGGUGUCCUGUCUGCUGGUCUUCCCCUCCCUGGGCAGCACCCUGCCCUCUUACCUGGCCUAUGCUGACUUCUUGUGCUCCAGGGCCAGCAUGGAUGUGCUGAGGGGCCUGACCAAACUGCUGCCUCAGGGAGACUCGCCGGCUCGCUGGGUCCCCGACCCCUCCACUCUGCUGCUCAAUGCCCUGUUGUACGUGCAGUGCCACGCCCUCUCCACGGGGCAGCUCGGGCCAGAGGCACGCAAGCUCUUCAGACAUAUCUGCCAGGCGCUGGUGAACGAGUGGGACGAGCAGGAGAGGAGAGCGCGGGAGAAGGAGCAGGAGGACGCCAGCCUGUACUUCAGCCGCAGCAAGCAGCACGGCAGCCACCUGACAGAGGACGAGCAGGAAGAGAGGGAGUUCAGGCGCGCCUUCCCUGCAUUCCAGAAGGACUUUGCUGACAUUGUCUGUGAGCCUACUCUGGAGACGCCAGAGGAGGACCUGGAGGAGGACCAGGAGGAGGAGGACCAGCUGAGCGAGGGUGGCCUCCUGUCAGCCGCCUGUCUGCAGACAGUGGUGCAGGUCCAUCAGAGGCUGUGUCUGACCCACUCCCAAUCACUGUGGUACCAGAACAGGGCCAAGGCAGACGACCCAAGCAAGGAUUAUGUCAGCACUCUGGUCUCUUCCUAUCAAAUUGCAGCUCCUGUGAUAUCACGCUUCUACCAUCUUAUAGAUGCGGAAAUGGAUCCACAGCUCCUGGGCUCCACCUUGCUGCUGUGCUGCCUUCUCCAGAACACGGUGCGGGGCACCAAGGCUCCUGGCAGCCUGAGCCUGCAGGCAGAGGGGCCUUACGACUUCUACCAGCAGCCUAACAUGAGCCAGGCCCGCCUCUGCCUCCCUGUGCUGGAGCAGCUGGGCCAGGCCGUCAGACAGCGUCUGGAGGAGUGGCCGGAGCACCCAGCCCUCAUGCAGAUCACUGUGGUGAUGGAGCGCAUCAUGACCUUCAGCUUGUCAAGCCCUCUGGCCAAGUUCCUCAACGGCCUGGAGAUCUUACUAACCAAAGCCCAGGAUUGGGAAAGCAACGCUAGUCGGUCUGUGUCCUUAAAGAGGGAGCUAGAGGCCGUCACACAGCUCAUCGUUCAGUGGCGCAAGCUCGAGCUGAGCUGUUGGUCCAGCAGCCUUGACCACGCCAUGAAACGCCACACAGAGAGGUCUGUUAAGCACUGGUUCUCCAUCUACCAGCUGCUGGAGAGAUACCUUCUGGAACAGAGAAUGGAGCCCCUCACUGAGGGUGACCCUGGAGGAGCAGAGCUAACUCUGGGGUCGGUGGCGACCACCCUGCAAGCCUUCCUGGAGGGUUCCUCUCUGGGAGAGUUCCACACACGCUUGGCCAUGCUGCUCAACUUCCACUGCCAUCUCCUGUUGGCUCCCCCGCAGGACGGUCAGGAUGCGUUAUGCAACCUACUAUGGAAUCUGUACAAAUACUACUCUCAGUUCUCCGAGGGUGUGCAGGCCAAACUCACUCAGCUGCGCAAGCCCAUUGAGAAGGAGCUCAAGGAUUAUGUCAAGAUCUCCAAGUGGAAUGAUGUGAGUUUCUGGUCCAUUAAACAGUCCGUGGAAAAGACUCAUCGGAUCCUCUUCAAGUUUGUGAAGAAGUUUGAGGCUUCCCUGAGUGAGCCCUGUGCCCCUGCCCUAGUGGAGCAGGGCAGCAGUGCCAGCCCAGAUAGUGUCGAUGUCAAUCCUGAGGACACACCCUUGCUGCGGGUGCACCGGGCUCUCAAGAGCGCCAUCCCAGGGAAGGGCAGAGACCUGCAGAGUGAUGUCCCAGAGGAGAGUGCCUCAGGACCGGAACCCACCUCUCUGCUGGGCCGCCUGCCCCUCCUCUUCAGGAGGAUGAGGAAGAUGUGUGUGCAGCUGGUGAAGAAGAGCUCCAUGCCUGACCUCUCCGAGGACCUGGACCAGUUCACGGCUGAGAUCAUCUCGAACGUGCGGGACCUGCAGAGCCUGAAUGUGGACGUGUCUGCGGAGAAGGAGCGGCAGAAGGCCGAGGUCAAGCACAUCCUGCAGCAGAAGCAGCGAGGGCUUUCUGACCUCUUCAAGAUGCUGGCUCAGAUCGGCCUGUCGUAUCGCAAGGGUCUGACGUGGAACCGCACAGCUGAUCCAGAGGAGCUGUUGUGUCUCCAGCCUCUAGAGCUGUCCACAGCUCUGUCCACAGUUAGGACAGACGGCCAGACAGAGAAGACGUUAUUUGCUGAGAUGACAAAUGCUUGGGAAGGAUGCCAGAAGUACUUCUAUCACUCCUGGGCUAGAAGGACAGUCUUACAUACUUCUCUUCAGAGUGCUGCGAAGGAGCUGGGUUUGGGCAACAUUGAGCGCUGUCGGGGUUUCUCGUCCCACCUGUUCAAGCUGUUGCUCAGACAGAGGAGACGUUUGGCCAAACUCACGGAAAACUGGGUCCAUCUCAGGUGUCUCAUCGAUGGUGUGCAAGAACUCCAGUCCCACCUGGAGGACAGCAGCCCGCAGAAUGAUUCGGUCCUGCCCCCACAGCAGCCUUUGCAGCUGUGGUUGUUGCGGGCCCAGACCCUGGCCUCUCAGUGCAGCAUGGCCCUCCAACAGCUGGCCUUGGUGCUCCAGUGCUGCCCCGAGGGACCCCCCACGCCUGGUGAGGGCCUCGGGGAGCCCGAGGAGCCCACGCUCAGGCAGGCCUCUCCCCUGGAUGCCCACUGCCAGCCUCCAGGGUGCCUGAUGAGGAAAGGAGACCCAGCCUGGAGCCAGCUGGUCCAGAGUGUGGAGCACAUGCUGACGGAGAGUCGAGCUGUGAAGGAGCAGCUGGAUGGCGUCACGCAACAAAACUCAGAGUGGGCUCUGCACACAUGGGGCCGAUUCACGCUAUGCGGAUCAGCGCUGGAUCGGCUUGGGGCUGUGGUGGCACAGAUGCCCAAGGUGGAGCAGCUCUUUACCCCUGAAGAAGCAUUUAGCAACCAGGCCCCGCCAGCACUGAUAAAGGGUCUCCAGUGUGUCAGGGAAGAGGUGGAGUCCAGCCUGACUGAAUACACCACCUGGAAAACCCAACUUCUCUCUUUGGGACCCUCUCAGGCGGAUUUCCCGCAGACGUUCUCCUCUGAGUUCUCCGAGCAGCUGGAGCAGGCCAUCAACACAGUGCUGGUUGCCGUACAGAACCUGGUGAAGAGGAGGGAAGCCCAGCAGCAGCCGGACGACCAGCAGUCUGAAAGCAAACAAGGGAGUGAUGAGGAGGUGCCUGAGGACCUGCUCAAGCCAGGGCACCUGAAUCGACUCCUGGAUGAGGAUCUGGGCGCUGAGGUCUUGUGCCUGACACUGCCAGAGGUCAAUGCAGUUGUGGAACAGCUGCUGGAGACUAUUCGGGUUUAUAGAGACUCCUGUCCACCUCAGAAACUACAGGAGCUCAGUGAGGCCUGCAGGUUACUGGUACGCCUGGAGCCCAUGCUGGGUGUAUACUCAGAGCUGGUGCGCUUCUACCUGGCAGUGUGUCUGGGGACCCACAGGAGCACAGGGAAGCUCCUCUCAGUGCUGGCCAGCAUCUUUACUGAGCUCGCUCAAAAGGGGUUCUGCCUGCCACAGGAGCUGAUGGAGGGGGGAGACGGGGAGGGAGCCACUGAGUUCCACGACUACGAAGGAGGCGGCAUCGGAGAGGGCGAGGGCGUGAAAGAUGUCAGUGACAAGAUCGAGAAUGAGGAGCAGGUGGAGGACACCUUCCAGCAGGGGCAGGAGAAGAAGGAGGAGGAGGAGCAGAAGGAGAACAUCAAGGAGGAGGACAACGCCAUCGAGAUGUCUGAUGACUUCGAUGGGAAGAUGCAUGACGGCGAGGAGAGGGAACCAGGGGAAGAUGAAGAGGAAUCCGACAAAGAGGAUGAGGAGUUAGAAAAGAAGAUGGGCGACCUGGGUGAGGGUCAAACAGACACUUUGGAUGAGAGGAUGUGGGGGGAUGAUGAUGAUGAUGAUGAUGACAACGACGACGACCUGGACGGCAGCGACAGAGAAGAAGAGUCAGGUCCAGGAAUGGACCAGGGGGAAUCUGAGCUUGUUGCCAAGGACGACAACCAGGGUGCCAGUGACGCCAAUGACAACAAGAAGCAGGACAAAGAGCAGGUCCCAGAAGAGGAAGAUGGGAAGGAGAAGAUCCAUGAACAAGAAGAUGAGCGGGAGUUUGAUGAAAAUGAAGUGGACCCGUAUCAUGGCAAGCAAAAGAAGAAUGCAGACCCAGAGCCCAUGGAUCUGCCUGAGGAGCUCAAGCUGGAUGAAGAAGAGAAGGGUGGAGAGGAGGAUGGUGAAGAGGGAGACGAGGAGAAUCCCUUCGAUAUUGAAGACAAGCCCGUGGACCUGGAGGACAAGCAGGGGGCGGAGAAGGAGGGGGAGGAGGAGGAGGGCGGGGAGCACGGUGAGGAGAUGGCAGAGGACAAGCAGGACGGCCAAGGGGAGGAAGAGGACGGUGACGAGAAGUCCAUUGAUGGUGAAGAAAAGAUGAAGGGGGAGGAGGAUGAGCCCAUGCUUGAUGAGACUGCAGAGGAAGAAAAGCCUGAGGAGGAGGAGGAGGAGAACCAAGGUCCAGAGGCCAGGAAAGAGAAGGAGCAGGCUACUCCUUCUGGACCCAAUCCUAAGGAGGAGGAGGAGGGUGCUGAGGAUGAUGAGAAUAAGCCAGAGUCGGACAAGAGGAAGGAACAUGACACUGAUGGCCAGACAGGAGAUGAGAACGUCCAGAGCGAGACAGCAGUGGAGCUGGCCGGAGCUGCAUCUGAGAGAGACCAAGCCAAAGAGGAACAUGGCAGUGGAGCAGCAGAUGCCAGUCAGACUGAGGGCCAUGACUCCAAGCUGAUGGCUCGAGUUUCUGCUCUGAAACAAAGUCAGAAAAAGACACAGAGCUUCAAACGGAAGCCUGGGCAAGCAGACAAUGAGCGCACGAUGGGCGACUACAACGAGCGCAUCAACAAGCGCCUGCGGACCGUGGACAACCGGGAGGAGCGCAUGGAGGACGGCAGCAACCCCAACAGCCAGCAGGAGUCCGACCUCUAUGAGCACAUUAGAGAGGGGGAGCAGAACCACGACGCUCAGACCUACGAUGUAGCCAGCGCUGACCAGCAGAAGCCUGCUGGUGCUCAGCCCAAGCAUGAGGAGGAGGAGGAGGAGGACAUCGCCAUGGAUACAGAGGAGCAGGAGGAAGACCUCAAGGCUGUGGAGGCCCAAGAGCUGAAACCUGAGCAGCUGGAGUCGGCUAAAGCGAGACGGAAAGGUUUGGAGAGUGGAGAGCUGGAGCCGCAGAGGCAGGGAGAGGAGGAAGAGGAGGAGAGUAAGCCAGAGCUCAAGAGGGGACAUGAUGAAGAGCGUCCUGAGAGGAGCACUGAGUCCACUAUCCACACGGUCCCUGAACUUCUAGUAGACAUGCUGAAGCUUCCUAUUCGAGACCCUGAGGAGUUGAGGCGGGAGAUGGAGCAGCAGCUGGAAGCAUGGCAGAAGCAGCCCCCUGGAGCCCCGGAGGAGGAGAGCAUGGCAGCUGCCAUGUGGCACCAGUACCAGGCCCUGACUGGCAGCCUCGCCCAGCAGCUGUGUGAGCAGCUCCGCCUCAUCCUGGAGCCCACACAGGCGGCCAAGCUCAAGGGAGAUUUCCGCACGGGGAAGAGACUGAACAUGCGCAAGGUCAUCCCUUACAUUGCCAGCCAGUUCCGCAAAGAUAAAAUCUGGUUGCGAAGGACCAAACCCAGCAAGAGGGAGUAUCAGAUCUGUCUGGCUGUGGAUGACUCCUCCAGCAUGGUGGAUAACCACUCCAAACAGCUGGCCUUUGAGUCCCUGUCAGUGAUUGUAAAUGCUCUUACGCUGCUGGAGGUUGGACAGGUGUCCGUCUGCAGCUUUGGGGAGACGGUCCAACUACUGCAUCCUUUCCAUCAGCAGUUUAAUGAGCAGUCAGGGGCCAGAAUACUGAGGCUCUGUCAGUUUCAGCAGAAGAAGACCAGGAUAGCACAGUUUUUGGAGACUUCAGCCAAUAUGUUUGUGGCAGCAAAACAACACUCCCCUGGCUUCACAAACACAGACACAGCCCAGCUUCUGCUGAUCGUGUCCGACGGUAGAGGGCUCUUCCUGGAGGGGAAGGAGAGGGUGACGGCAGCGGUGCAGGCUGCUCGCAGUGCCAAUAUCUUUGUCAUAUUUGUGGUGCUGGACAACCCCAACUCAAGGGAUUCCAUUCUGGACAUCAAAGUCCCCAUCUUCAAGGGUCCAGGAGAGAUGCCAGAGAUCCAUUCCUACAUGGAGGAGUUCCCCUUCCCCUUCUACGUCAUCCUACGUGAUGUGAACAGCUUGCCAGAGACGCUGAGCGACGCACUCAGGCAAUGGUUUGAACUUGUGACAGCAACUGACCAGUAGGUCGCAGGGGAAGCCAUUUUGAUAUCGCAGGGGCCACAUACAAACUGCACAAAGCCACGCUGCUGCUACCAGCCUCCCGAACACAGAAACGAAGAACUCACAACACGGACCUGCUGCUGUACAUGUGCCUUUUCUUUGGGAAUUUGAGUCUUAUUUUGAUAGCUAGUCGUUUGAUAGCAAUGUUCGCUCUUUUCGUCCUUGUCAUGAGGAGAUGGACUCAGGAGAGCCGAGAUCUUUGUUUUUUGUUUGUGAAAAUCAUUGCUCAACCUUGCACGCCUUUUUACAGAAAUCAAAUGAAAUGUGACUCCUUUCAUUAUUAAACACUUCAAUGUGACCGUAUGGACAGGCUGAAAUACCUCUCCCCCUGCAGUAUUUCAGAUUCACUAUGUCCUCAUUCUACACAAAUGUGAACACAAACAUGGACUUGGGAUCAUUCAGUAUGGGUGGCACUGCCAGCAUUGUUUAUCUUAUCAUGUCAAAAAGAAAUGCAUGUCAACAGUUCUCUUGAUACCUUCAAUUAUUCAAAAAAAAAUGUGCCUUGAAGGAAAAUCCGCUUUUAAUUUCAACACUGCAGAUAAAGCAAGGGUUAUUUCUUUAAAAAAAAACAAAAAAAACUGAUAUUCUCCCAUCUGCCUGAACCUUUGGAAUAACAUCCUGAUUUUGAAUAACCAAAGGGGUCUCCACUAAACAAUAACAUAUCAGUUCUCUCUCUCUCUCUCUCGUUCUCUCUCUGUCCUUCUUUCUGUCUUGAUUUAAGUUUACACACAAAUUGUAAUAUGGAGGAUAUGUGUAUGUUUGUAUGUAUGUAUGUCCAAACACACUGAGAAAAUGUAAGGUACUGACCUGUCGUUCAGCAGCAUUUUAAUGUAAUUUCCUGUCUAGAUACAAUUUCUAGAUACAAUAUAUUGAGGGUCACUCUUGUCAGAUGAAAGUGAGUUAGCAGUUGCUUGUUUUCUUAGAGUAACAAUGUAGAAGGAUUUAUUAAUUAUGUGGUAUAUAUUAGCUAGUGCUAGCUAACUGAACAUAAAUUAUUUUCCAUGUCAUCUCUCCUUCCACUCAUAAAAAAUCUUCCAUCUCGGUUCAGUAUUACAGAAUUAUAAUGGUUACAAUAAAUUUGGGGCCUGUGUUUUCAUUA
This is a messenger RNA of Clupea harengus (Atlantic herring), 17968 nucleotides long. It is a transcript of the gene mdn1, whose product is annotated as midasin AAA ATPase 1. The record is from RefSeq and is a predicted model, not a curated record. Bases 211 to 16833 code for a protein of 5540 amino acids. Gene Ontology annotation, biological process: ribosomal large subunit assembly; ribosomal large subunit export from nucleus. Gene Ontology annotation, molecular function: ATP binding; ATP hydrolysis activity. Gene Ontology annotation, cellular component: preribosome, large subunit precursor; nucleus. The transcript is spliced from 100 exons. Lineage: Eukaryota; Metazoa; Chordata; Actinopteri; Clupeiformes; Clupeidae.